AUGCGAAAAUUGGCUGACAGCUCUCAAACAACAACCAACAAAAACAACACCAUCCAUCAAGCACCCACUUCUCCACCUCCAUUCAGAGUUAAACCUUCAAAAAGUUCUUCUUCUUCAAGUGAACAACAUCAUGCUGCCACUCCAUCUCAGUAUCACAAAUCCUCUACACCUCCAACAAAAAGUAACUAUUCUUCCAAAAAGAAAGUCAUUGAGGGAUGGAAUUCCAAUCAUGUAAAACUUCCAUGUCAUGAAAAUAAUGUAUAUUUUGAAAACAAUAGACAAUUGUCGAAAUGGUAUCUAAUCAAAACACUUUUACAACAAAAAAUUAGAAAUGUCAAUGAUCUCAUUCAAGUGAUACGUUCGAUUAAUUCAAGUUGGACAUUCAAUUCAUCAACUUUUUCAUCACUUCAAACACUCUUUGAAGAUGUAUAUAAUGAAAGUGAAAAAGAAAGAUUUUUCAACAAAACAUUACCUUGUAUUCAAUCUCUAGCUCUAGAAUUACCUAAUUUAUUUGACAAAUCCUCAAUUCCACUUUUGAAACAACAAUCGGAUGCGAUUGUUCAUUUAAGUAGAAAACAAAUAUGUUGCCUUUUAGCACAUGCAUUAUUUUGCACAUUUCCAAGAAGAAAUCAAACCAGUAAUCCAUCCGAUGAAUACUAUUCCUAUCCAUCCAUUAAUUUUAUUACACUUUUUAAGAAAUCACCACUCACCAAACGGUUGAUUUUCAAAAAGAUGCCAAACAGCAGAAGCAACAGCACUAAGGAUUCCAUUUUUGAUGAUCAAAGUAAUACGACGACAUCGAUGACAACAACAACAUCGAUGAACCACACCUCCUCUCGAAUGAUCACACCAUCCAACCUCGUUAACGAGGAUGAAGAUUCCUUCCACAUGCCUUCUCUUUCACCUGAAAAUCAACACGAAGGAUCCUUCAUGAUUGAUGAUCCCACUGCACCCUCUUCAGCAUUGUUAACCAGUACAGAAACUGCAACAACCACUGAGAGUUCCACUACUACUGCUACUAUUCUUAGCAAUACCACCACUACAAAUACCACCAAUACCACCAAUACCACCACAACCACCACUACUCUCUCAUCGAUGAAAACUGAAAUUCGUGCCAUGGUUGAUUCUACUAAUAAUACUACUACAAUGAUCAGUAGUAACAAUAAUCAUGCAAUGCUUGAUGAUGGCAGAGGUUGGAAUCGGGUUUAA
Messenger RNA from Naegleria fowleri, 1209 nucleotides. RefSeq lists its product as uncharacterized. The record is from RefSeq and is a predicted model, not a curated record. Gene Ontology annotation, biological process: nucleotide-sugar metabolic process; carbohydrate metabolic process; ATP generation from poly-ADP-D-ribose. Gene Ontology annotation, cellular component: nucleus; cytoplasm. The coding region runs from base 1 to 1209 and encodes 402 amino acids. Gene Ontology annotation, molecular function: poly(ADP-ribose) glycohydrolase activity. The transcript has a single exon. Lineage: Eukaryota; Heterolobosea; Eutetramitea; Acrasida; Naegleriidae.